Molecule: messenger RNA, 1471 nt
Organism: Hevea brasiliensis (rubber tree)
Lineage: Eukaryota; Viridiplantae; Streptophyta; Magnoliopsida; Malpighiales; Euphorbiaceae
Product: probable trehalose-phosphate phosphatase J
Exons: 11
Coding region: 92-1252 (386 amino acids)
Biological process (GO): trehalose biosynthetic process
Molecular function (GO): trehalose-phosphatase activity
Source: RefSeq, a predicted model, not a curated record
CAGUACCUUAUUUUCUCAAAUGGGUCUGUUUUGAUUAUUGAUUCAUUUCAUCUUCUUUGGUACUUUCUCUAUACCAAAAAACAGAGCGAUUAUGGAUUGUUUUUGUAGGGACGUUAGAGCCAAGAUGACGAACCAAAAUGUGGUAGUGUCUGAUCCAAAAUCCACCAUCAACUUGGCAACCGCAGUGCACGUGUCUAACUCCUCUAUCUUCCCCACCGCCGCACAGAAACCGCCCGCCGCGCCUGGUGGGUACAUCUCCAUUUCAAGAAAGAAGCUUCCCAAGAAUCUUGAAAUCAAUGGAGUAGCAAGGAUUAACGCCUGGGUUGAUUCAAUGAGAGCCUCAUCUCCUACCCACCUCAAAUCUACACCCUCCCUCACCGAUGACCAAGGCUCAUGGAUUCUUCAUCACCCAUCUGCCUUGGACAUGUUUGAGCAGAUAAUUGAUGCAUCGAAAGGGAAGCAAAUAGUGAUGUUUUUGGACUAUGAUGGUACCCUUUCUCCUAUUGUUGAUGACCCAGAUCAAGCUUUCAUGUCCAAGAAGAUGAGAGCAACAGUGAGGAAGCUCGCGAGGUGUUUCCCUACUGCUAUAGUGAGUGGGAGAUGCAGAGACAAGGUGUAUAGCUUUGUACGAUUAGCAGAGCUGUACUACGCUGGAAGCCAUGGCUUGGACAUUAAGGGGCCAGCAAAAGGUUCCAAAUACAAAAAAGGUAGUGAAGCUCUCAUCUUCCAGCCUGCAAGUGAAUUUCUACCCAUGAUCGAUGAGGUUUACAAGGAAUUGGUAGAGAAAACGAAAUCAACUCCAGGAACUAAGGUGGAGAACAAUAAGUUUUGUUUGUCAGUCCAUUUUCGGUGUGUUGAUGAGAAGAAAUGGAGUGAGCUGGCCCAAGUAGUUAGGUCAGUCUUGAAAGACUACCCAAAGCUGAGCCUUACUCAAGGGAGGAAGGUACUUGAAAUCCGUCCUACUAUUAAAUGGGACAAAGGGAAGGCUCUUGAAUUUUUGUUGGACUCACUUGGAUUUGCCAAUUGUUCUGAUGUUUUCCCUGUUUAUAUUGGAGAUGAUAGAACAGAUGAAGAUGCAUUCAAGGUAUUAAGAGAAAGAGGACAAGGUUUUGGUAUCCUAGUCUCUGAAUUUCCCAAGGACACAAAUGCAUCAUAUUAUCUACAGGAACCCACCCAGGUUAAGGAUUUUUUGCAACGUUUGGUAGAGUGGAAACGAGUAUCCCUGCAAGGGCAGCCAAUGAGCCAAGGAUGAUAUGAUAUUUUUAUAUAUAUUUGCACCCGCCCUUUCAAGAAAACUUUAAUUAAAGGUGGGAUCAGAGACUGUAAUUUUCUUGUUCAUCAAGUAGGCAAGAAAAACAGACCCAGAAAAAUAAAGUUAACUAUUUCAUGGCUUCAAGGCCUUGUACAUCUUGUAACUAUGCUACGUGAGUACAAGGGGUUAAAGACUCGUAAUUUUCAAGCGUUCACUAAA